This is a messenger RNA of Purpureocillium lilacinum, 4581 nucleotides long. RefSeq lists its product as uncharacterized. Lineage: Eukaryota; Fungi; Ascomycota; Sordariomycetes; Hypocreales; Ophiocordycipitaceae. The record is from RefSeq and is a predicted model, not a curated record. Gene Ontology annotation, biological process: transmembrane transport. Gene Ontology annotation, molecular function: ATP binding; ATP hydrolysis activity; ABC-type transporter activity. Gene Ontology annotation, cellular component: membrane.
AUGUCGAGCCCUGAAAAGCAGCCGGCGGCCAGCAGCGGCGACGAAGCCGUUGCGCCGCUCGGCGACCACGACAACACCCACGGGGGUCAGCCCAUCACAACCAGCACAGAUACCCCCGCCGAGAAAGAUGCGUCAACGGCCAACGAGCCCAACUCGUCGUCGUCGUCUUCGGAAGAGCCGACUUUCGAGCCGCUACAGCGGUUGGACAGCACGCGCAUGAUUGAGAACCAAGACAGGGAUGAGCUCGUCCGAAUCGCUACCGCCCUGUCUCGCAGACGGUCCAGCAUCGGCGACCAACCUCGCAUAAGCCAGGUGCUCACCGGGACGGAGGCAUACGAAACGUCGCUGGACCCCGAGAGCAGCAACUUCGACCUCUCCAAGUGGUUGCGCCGCUUCGUCGACCAGCUGCAGGCGGAAGGCGUCGAAGCCAGGCGCACCGGCGUCGCCUUCCGGAACCUGGACGUCUUCGGAUCUGGCGCGGCGCUGCAGCUCCAGCAGACGGUCGGGUCGUUCUUGCUGGCCCCCGCGCGGCUGGGUGAGCUCCUCAGUUUCGGCAAGAAGCAGCCCAAGCAGAUCCUCCAUGGCUUUGAGGGCCUGGUCAAGAGCGGUGAGCUCCUGGUUGUGCUGGGCCGUCCCGGAUCUGGCUGCAGCACCCUGCUCAAGACCCUCUGCGGCGAGCUCGAGGGCCUGGAGCUCGGCUCCAACUCCGUCAUCCACUACAACGGCAUCCCGCUGAAGCAGAUGCAGCGCGAGUUCAAGGGUGAGACCGUCUACAACCAAGAAGUCGACAAGCACUUCCCACACCUCACUGUCGGGCAGACGUUGGAGUUUGCCGCCUCUGUCCGAACCCCCUCGCACCGCAUCCAAGGCAUGUCUCGCGCCGAGUACUGCCGCUAUAUCGCGCAGGUCGUCAUGGCGGCCAUUGGUCUGAGCCAUACCUAUAACACCAAGGUUGGCAACGACUUCAUUCGCGGCGUCUCUGGCGGCGAACGCAAGCGUGUCAGUCUCGCCGAGAUGGUGCUGGCCGGCAGCCCGUUCGCUUGCUGGGAUAACAGCACGCGUGGACUCGACUCGGCGACGGCCUUCAAGUUUGUCCAGUCCCUGCGCCUCAUCUGCGACGUUGGAGACCAGACCAACUGCGUCGCCAUCUACCAGGCCAGCCAGUCCAUAUACGAGCUCUUCGAUAAGACCACAGUCCUCUACGAGGGCCGGCAAAUUUACUUCGGGCCGGCAAACCAGGCGAAGCGCUACUUCGAGAAGCAGGGCUGGCACUGCCCGCAGCGGCAGACCACCGGCGACUUCCUCACCUCCGUCACGAACCCUCAGGAGAGACAGGCGCGCGAGGGCUGGGAGAAUAAGGUCCCCCGCACGCCAGAGGAGUUUGAGCGGUGCUGGCGCCAGUCACCCGAAUACGACGCGAUGAAGGCGGAGAUCGACGAGUACGACAAGACCUACCUGCAUGAGCAGCAGCAUGAGAGCGUCGCCCAGUUCCGCGAGCAAAAGAACUACCGCCAGGCCAAGCACGUCCGGUCCAAGUCCCCCUACAUCAUCAGCACCUGGAUGCAGAUGCGCCUUUUGAGCAAGCGCGCGUACCAGCGCAUCUGGAACGACAUAUCUGCCACCCUCACGCAGAUCCUCUCGUUGUUAUUCAUGUCCCUCGUCAUCGGCUCCAUCUUCGUCGGCACCCCCGACGCCACCGUCGGCUUCUACGCGAAAGGUUCAGUCCUGUUCAUGGCCAUUCUUCUCAACGCCUUGACGGCAAUCUCGGAGAUCAGUGGUCUCUACGAGCAGCGCCCGAUUGUCGAGAAACAAGCUUCGUACGCCUUUUAUCACCCCGCGUGGGAGGCAGCAGCCGGCAUCCUGGCGGACAUACCCGUCAAGUUCUGCACAGCUGUCGUCUUCAACGUUAUACUGUACUUCAUGUCGGGGCUUCGACGAGAAGCCGGCCCAUUCUUCCUCUACUUCCUCGUUUCCUACAUUACUGUCUUCGUCAUGAGCGCCAUCUUCAGGACAAUGGCCGCUGCGACAAAGACAAUUUCGCAGGCAAUGGCGUUGUCAGGAGUCUUGGUUCUUGCUCUUGUCAUCUAUACAGGCUUCGUCAUUCGAGUGCCAGACAUGCACCCUUGGUUCGCGUGGAUUCGAUGGAUCAACCCGAUCUUCUACGCCUUUGAGAUUCUUGUCGCCAACGAAUUCCACAACCAGGACUUUACCUGCUCGGCCAUCAUCCCGCCAUUCUCGCCACCGAUCGGAGACUACUGGGUGUGCAACGCAGUCGGCGCUGUUCCCGGGCAAUACACGGUGAACGGAGAUGCCUUUAUCCAAACUAACUAUGAGUACUACUACUCGCAUGUUUGGCGCAAUUUUGGUAUUCUCUGUGGCUUCCUCGUCUUCUUCAUGCUCCUGUACUUCUUGGUCGUCGAGAUCAACUCCUCAACCACCAGCACGGCAGAGACACUCGUCUUUCAGCGAGGCCACGUUCCGCAGUACCUGCUCACGAACAAGGGGAAACUCGUGCAGGAGAGCGGAGGCCCCGCCCAGGAGGUCAAGAAGGCCGAUGAAGGAGUCUCAGACGUCAGGGGUCUGGAGCCUCAGAAAGAUAUCUUCACAUGGCGCAACGUAGUGUACGACAUCGAGAUCAAGGGCCAGCCUCGCAGGCUCCUCGAUCAUGUCUCUGGAUGGGUCAAGCCCGGCACCCUCACGGCGUUGAUGGGCGUGUCAGGCGCGGGCAAGACAACCCUGCUGGAUGUGCUGGCUGAACGAACUACAAUGGGUGUCAUUACCGGCGACAUGCUGGUCAAUGGUGAGCCAAGAGAUGCGUCCUUCCAGCGCAAGACCGGAUAUGUACAGCAGCAAGAUUUGCACCUUGAGACAGCGACUGUGCGUGAAAGUCUCCGCUUUAGCGCUAUGCUUCGACAGCCCAAGUCCGUGAGCAAGAAGGAGAAGUACGAAUUUGUCGAGGAUGUCAUCAAGAUGCUCAACAUGGAAGACUUUGCCAACGCCAUCGUCGGUGUCCCCGGCGAAGGCCUCAACGUCGAGCAGCGCAAGCUCCUCACCAUCGGUGUCGAGCUGGCCGCGAAGCCCAAGCUGCUUCUGUUCCUCGAUGAGCCGACCAGCGGUCUCGACUCGCAGAGUUCCUGGGCCAUUUGCGCCUUCCUCCGCAAGCUCGCCAACUCGGGCCAGGCCAUUCUCUGCACCGUCCACCAGCCGAGCGCGGUCCUCUUCCAGCAGUUCGAUCGCUUGCUGUUCCUUGCCAAGGGUGGCAAGACCGUCUACUUUGGUGACAUUGGCGACAACUCCCGGACGCUCCUCGACUACUUCUCGUCGAGAGGCGCGCGCAAGUGCGGCGACGAGGAGAACCCGGCCGAGUACAUGCUCGAGAUUGUCAAUAACGGCACAAACAGCGAUGGCGAGCCUUGGGACAAGGUUUGGAACUACAGCGACGAAGCGCAGGGCAUUCAUACCGAGCUUGACCGAAUUCACAAUGAGAAGCUGAGCAACCGAAACAGCGGUACCACGGGAGCCACGGGGGCUUCCGUCUCGCACGAGGACAGCCGCGAGCACGCCGAGUUUGCCAUGCCGUUCAUGACGCAGGUCUUUAUCGUGACGCACCGUGUCUUCCAACAGUACUGGAGGAUGCCCAGCUACAUCUUCGCCAAGUUUGCCCUCGCCAUUUUUGCGGGCCUGUUCAUCGGCUUCACUUUCUUCAAUGUCGACAACACUGAGGCGGGUACCCAGAACGUCAUCUUCUCCGUGUUCAUGGUCACCACCAUUUUCACCACGCUGGUGCAACAGAUUCAACCCUUGUUCCUCACCCAGAGAGCGCUGUACGAGGUCCGCGAACGGCCGAGCAAGGCAUAUUCGUGGAAGGCCUUCCUCAUUGCCAACAUCGUCGUCGAGAUCCCGUGGCAGCUCGUUGCCGGCGUCCUCAUCUACGCCUGCUUCUACUACCCAGUCGUCGGCAUCCAAUCGUCCCAGCGUCAGGGUCUUGUUCUCCUGUACAUCCUUCAGCUCCUGGUCUACGCCUCGGCCUUUGCCGAUAUGACGAUUGUGGUGAUGCCAGACGCCCACACCGCGUCGUCUGUGGUCACAGUUCUCACCAUCAUGUCCAUCAUCUUCUCCGGCGUCCUCCAGACCGCGGAUGCGCUGCCGGGCUUCUGGAAGUUCAUGUAUCGCGUCAGCCCCUUUACAUACUGGAUCGGCGGCAUCGUCGCGACCGAGCUUCACGGAAGGCAAAUCAACUGCUCCGAGACGGAACUGAGCAUCUUCAACCCCCCUCCGGGAUAUACCUGCGCCCGGUACCUGAUGCCCUUGGAGGGGAAGGCUCCCGGACAGCUGCUCAACCCCAUGGCUACAGAGCAGUGCAUGUACUGCCCGGUCACGAACGCGGAUCAGCUCCUGGCGGCCUCACGCAUCUACUGGAGCGACCGCUGGCGUAACUGGGGCAUUUUCAUGGCGUACAUUGUCUUCGACAUCUUUGUCGCCGUUCUUCUUUAUUACCUAUUCCGCAUCAAGAAGGCACAUACGGGCUUCUCCGGCUUCAGCCUGCCAUGGCUGAAGAAGUCAAAGAAGGGAGGGUCGUGA